Messenger RNA from Durio zibethinus, 1517 nucleotides. Its product is annotated as fasciclin-like arabinogalactan protein 2. Gene Ontology annotation, biological process: shoot system development; root development. The record is from RefSeq and is a predicted model, not a curated record. Lineage: Eukaryota; Viridiplantae; Streptophyta; Magnoliopsida; Malvales; Malvaceae. Gene Ontology annotation, cellular component: plasma membrane.
UAAACACAACCAUCACAUUCUCACAUGUUCCCAACCCACUGUUAGUCUCCUCCACUUCCAAGCCACCACCUCUGUUCCAUCAUGCCACCACUAACCACCAUCCUCUUCCCCUCCCUUGCUCUUUUCCUUCUCCUUCUCUUCUCCUCCUCCACCUCAAAUGCACACAACAUCACACGCAUCCUUGCCAAACACCCUGAAUUCUCCACCUUCAACCACUUCCUCACCACCACUCACUUGGCAGCAGAGAUCAACAGACGACAAACCAUAACUGUUCUAGCCCUUGAUAAUGCUGCCAUGUCAUCUCUCCUGGCUAAACAACUCUCCCUCUACUCCCUCAAGAAUGUCCUCUCUCUCCAUGUUCUUGUUGACUACUUCGGUUCCAAGAAGCUUCACCAGAUUACCAAUGGAACAGCUUUGACUGCUACAAUGUUCCAGGCUACUGGUGCUGCUCCAGGUUCCUCAGGGUACGUCAACAUCACUGAUCUUAAAGGUGGAAAAGUUGGAUUCGGAGCAGAAGACAAUGAUGGAAAACUUGAUGCUGUUUAUGUGAAAUCUGUGGCAGAGAUUCCUUACAAUAUCUCUGUCUUACAAAUUAGUCAGGUUUUGAAUUCAGCUGAAGCCGAAGCACCAACCGCAGAGCCAAGCCAACUUAAUCUAACAGAAAUAAUGUCAAAGCAAGGCUGCAAAGCCUUUGCGGACUUGCUGAAAGCUUCAGGAGCUGAUGCAACAUUUAACCAAAAUAUUGAUGCAGGUCUAACAGUGUUUUGCCCUACUGACCCUGCCAUCAAUGGUUUCAUGACCAAAUACAAGAGUUUGACAGCAUCCCAGAAAGUGUCCCUGCUGUUGUAUCAUGGCAUUCCUGAUUAUCAGUCCAUGCAAAUGCUGAAAUCCAACAACGGGAUUAUGAACACAUUGGCAACCGAUGAAGCAAACAAAUAUGAUUUCACCAUACAAACCGACGGUGAGGUGGUGACAUUGGAGACUAAGGUCAUAACUGCAAAGAUUACAGGGACUCUGAAGGAUGAAGAGCCAUUGAUUGUUUACAAAAUUAAUAAGGUGUUGUUGCCUGGGGAAUUGUUCAAGCCAGUGGAAGCGGCUGUGGCACCAGCAGAGAGUGAUCCAGCUGGUGAUCAGACGGUAGAUAAUGAAAAUGGGGUUACAGGAUUGGACGGUAGGAGAUUGGUGAUGGUGUUGUUGAGCUUGUGCAUUGGGGUGUUGUUAAUGUGAAUAUAGUGAUAUAUAAAUAUUGAUCAAAACGAUACAAAUUGCAUCAGAGAUGAUUUUUCUUUUCUUUUCUUUUUUUAAUUUUCUUUCCUCUUUUUCUCUGGUGGAAUGUGAGCAAAAGAGCAGGAAAUGUUCGAUGAAUUAAAACACAUUUGUCUUCUUCACGAAGAGUAUCAGUGAAAACAAAAAGAUAAUGUAAAUUAUGAAAUUACUGCAGCAACGAACAAAAACUGAAUAGAGAUUUUUAUUUCUUAUGAAUAAAUACUGCUAUUUCUUUGUAGCAGAUAAGAGCA